AUGAACGUUUAUAAAGCAAUUAUUCUUGUUGGCGGACCUUCUCGUGGUACAAGGUUUCGACCGCUUUCUCUUAAUCUUAACGUUCCAAAACCUUUGUUUCCCGUAGCAGGUCACCCAAUCAUCUGGCACCAUUUGGAAGCAUUAUCUAAAAUUGAAGGGUUGAAAGAAGUUUUAUUGAUCGGUUUUUUUGAAGACUCGAUUUUUCAUAGGUUUAUCGAUGAUGCGGCAAGAGAAUUCCCGAAGAUUAAUAUCCGAGAUGAAAUUCAACGAGGUGAUCCGCAACAAAUAUUCGUACUUAAUGCAGACGUUGCUUGUAGCUUUCCGUUGAAAGGCAUGAUGAAAUUUCAUAAUACACAUCGAGGUUUAUGUACGAUCUUAGGUACAAAGGUUGCUCGUGAAAUUGCGAAUAAAUAUGGAUGCCUUGUUGCCAAACCUGAAAGUAAUGAAGUUUUACAUUAUGUUGAGAAACCGGAAAGUUUUAUUUCUGAUUUAAUUAGUUGUGGUAUCUAUUUAUUUGACUGUGCCAUUUUCAAUGAAAUGAAAAAGGCCAUGCAAAACAAAAAGAAUCAAGUCGAUCAAGAUCAAUUCAUGGAUCAUGAUGAAAAACUUCGAUUAGAACAAGAUUUACUUCGUCCAUUAGCUGAAUCCAUGAAAUUAUUUGUAUACGUUACAACCGACUUUUGGAGACAAAUUAAGACCGCUGGUUCCGCGGUUCCUGCGAACGCUUUAUAUCUAGAACAAUAUUUGGAAACAAAUCCGGAUCGAUUAUUAAAAAAAGAACCUGAUGGUCCAACGAUAGUUGGAUGUGUUUAUAAGCAUCCUACAGCAUUCAUUGAUCCAAGUGCAAAGAUUGGACCAAAUGUUUCGAUAGGUCCUCGUGCAGUUAUUGGUAAAGGAGUUCGUAUCAAGGAUUCAAUUAUUCUUGAUAAUGUGGAGAUUAAAGCGAACAGUUGUAUUAUAAAUAGUAUAAUUGGGUGGGACUCAAAAAUUGGAACUUGGGCCCGUGUUGAAGGAACAUCAGUAACAAAUGAUCAGAUUGUCAUCACACAAAAUGGUGUAAAGGUUCCAUCAAUCACCAUUCUUGCCAAAGAAGUCAUUGUCAGGGAUGAAAUAAUUAUUCGUAAUUGUAUUGUGCUACCUCACAAGGAAUUGAAAACUAGUUGUCAUAAUGAAAUUUUGAUGUAA
Molecule: messenger RNA, 1185 nt
Organism: Funneliformis geosporum
Lineage: Eukaryota; Fungi; Glomeromycota; Glomeromycetes; Glomerales; Glomeraceae
Source: the annotation of a GenBank genome assembly